CUGUGGCGGCCUGACCCGGUGUCCGGGUAAGAUGGCCGCGGUGGGUGAGUGCUCGUUCCCAGGUCCAUGGCGGGCAGUCUCUCUCACUCACGUCGAAUAUCCUGCAGGUGAUUUCUCUGGUCAACUCUUAGCCUACUUGAGUCUUAGUCCAAUUUUUGUCAUUGCUGGCUUUGUCACACUCAUCAUAUUCAAGAGAGAGCUUCACACGAUCUCUUUCUUGGGUGGACUGGCUCUCAAUGAAGGAGUGAAUUGGUUAAUAAAGAACAUUAUCCGGGAACCACGGCCCUGUGAAGAAGCCCAUUCAACAGUGACCACAAAAUACGGGAUGCCAUCCAGCCACUCCCAGUUCAUGUGGUUUUUCUCUGUCUACUCGUUCCUGUUCCUUUAUUUAAGAAUGCACCAAACAAACAAUGCCAGGUUUCUGGAUUUAUUGUGGCGACAUGUCCUGUCCAUCUUGCUGGUGACAGUGGCCUUUCUAGUCUCUUACAGUAGGGUUCAUCUGCUCUACCACACUUGGAGCCAGGUUGUAUACGGAGGUGUUGCAGGCAGCAUCAUGGCUGUAGUCUGGUUUGUCUUCACACAGGAGAUUUUAACUCCUCUGUUUCCAAGGAUAGCUGCAUGGCCAAUUUCAGAGUUCCUUUUAAUCAGAGAUACUAGUCUCAUUCCCAACAUCCUGUGGUUUGAAUACACUGUCACCAGAGCAGAGGCAAGAAACAGACAGCGCAAGCUGGGCACAAAACUUCAGUGACUCAAGGCAUGGGAACUAGAAUGCAUGAUUUAAUGGAGAAGGACAAGACUAGAGACCUGUACAGACCUGGGAGCAGCAAGGAGCUUUUUAACAGACGGACCAAAGGAACAGGCAGGGACCACACCCAGAGCUCGGAGGCUUUUGCUCUGGCUUUUUGCAGCUAGCUGGAUGCUCCCUGAUGCAUGUGGGACCGUGCAGGAGCAGAACUUCAUUUAUACCACAAAUGCGCAUUGCCAGUUGGAAUGUACUAUCAUGUCUAAGUUGGGGGAGGGGGGAACAAUACCUGGUAUCUCAUUUGGGGGAGGGGAAGAAAAUAGUGACUUUCUUUUUCCAGCAUGAAAUAUACACACUAUUUAUUUAUUUUAUUUUUUUUUUUUAGAAAUGGAACUAUUAUUUUUGGGAUGGGUGAGGUGUUGAUUGUGUGUGUUGGGAGAAGACAAAACUAAUCUCAGUUGAUCAUGCUUAAUUUAGGUUUUUUAAUUUUUUGGGAGGGGCAGAGAGGGAAGGAAGACUUGUUUCCUUUCUGCAACAGUUUGGGAGACCUGAAAUCAAUUCCAGCUGCACUUUGUAAGGAUCUAAAGAAGGAACUGAAGACUUGCUUUUAACACUAGUGACAUUUCUGCGUGCAAACCUACACGGAUGCCAUUAAGGGUGGGUGGGUGGAGGGGUGUGUGUGUGGGUGUGUGUGUGUAAACACAGAGGAAAAACUAAAAUAUACUAAUUUUUUUUUUCCAUUGCUGUUCCUGUUGUGUAAUUAGUAAGAUUGCUCAUUUGGGCCCCCACGUUUAAGUGCCAGCCACAUAUCAUCAUAUUACAUUAAUACUUUUGUUAGAACCUGUACAAACUCAGCUGCUGAACUUAAAUCAAACUGUUACUGAUUAUUUAAAAUUUAAAUAGCAGUGGCUUUAACUGGUAGUUAAGAUACCACAAGUGGUAUGCGAGUAAGGAUUAGGCCCAAGUCAUUGUAAAACUUUAUGUAUGAAUAAGGUGACUUCUAAUGGUCAGUUCAUGCCCCCUAAGCCUGAUGGGAAGACAAAUUUACUAGUGAAAUAUUAAAAAAACCCCAAAAAAACAAAAAACAAAAAUUAAUGCGAAUAAGUACUAAUGACUAGCUUGGGUACUGGUGAAAUUGCUGUUGAAGAGCCCAGUAAGGUUGAUAUGCAGGGUGUUGCUGUUCUUCCGUGCUGGAAGCAGCAAACCUUUCUCACAUGGGUUUAGUUUUGAUUCUGCAAUAGCAGCUUAGAAUACAGAACUCCUCCUGCCAACUGUAAUUUGCCCAAACUUGUAAAAGCACUUAUUGGAAUGACUGUCCUCUUCUGGAGUUCUAGACACAGUAAGUUCUGCUGCAAGCUGUCUGGAUGCCAUUCCCUUUGCAUGCGUUGUUUAGCGCACUCACACUGCAGGCACUUGCAUCCUCUGCAGUGUGCUGGUAAAUAUUUUUGAGGGGAAUCACCCCAUCCUUGACUCAGCAGUGCUCCCUGAAUGUACUUCAUAGCUGUGCAAAGACUGUUCUAUUCUACUUGGCCUAUAAUCAAGCAAUUCCUAUGAAGUCCCAUAAUUUUUUUUUUUUUAAUUAGGCUACGCAAGGUUAUGGUUGGCUUGAAGCCUUCCUGGGGUUUAACCCAGCUGUUCAUCUGCAUUAAACAAAAGGCGGUUGGCAUCCGUAUGAUAGUUAUGUUUGGUAGCUGUGUGCAUAAGUCUUUCUGCAUGCUUGCUAGGCUUCCAUUAAAAAGCAACUCUUGCUUCAUAUAAAAGUCUGGUAUGUUUGAUGCACUUUUUGCUCAUAUCUGAUCAUCUUUGUAUUUCUCGACCACCUUAAUUUAAACACAGCAUUUCUAAGAUUUCAUCUGUACCUGUUGCUAUGAUCCUGUGUGCCCCUGGUGAAAGUUGACUGCUGUAGAAACUGUCCUGCCUAAAUCAGAGGGUUAACCCCAGGAAGAGGUGAGCCUUUUAAACCUGAUGCAGAGAUUAAGAAUGACAACCAUUUUUAAAAACUUUAAAAAAGUAAACAUUUAAAUAUAUUUAAAGACUGUAGCGGCUCAUUAAGAUUGCUCUAAUCCUUAAUUUAAAAAUUUGCUCUUGGGAUAAACUCAAACCAAUUUCAUAGUCAUUGCAGUGGUCUAGUGAAAACUCCCACUGGAAAAGCUCUGUCACUUACUUGGAAAAACCAUUAGUUUUAUAUGUAGGAUCUUGGCGUGAGCUGUAUAUAAGGUCUGAUUCAGUGCAUGCUGAAGUCAGCAGGAGUCUUCCCACUUAUUUCAAUGGGAUUAGGCCCGUAACUAUUCCAUCUAAAAGAAGCCAAGUGAGUAGAUAAAGUGCAGGAAAAGAAUGUGCUGGUAGUUCAAUAAGCCAGGUACUAGGACAGCAUAGCUACUUGAAUGGGGCAUCAAGCUGGGAAAUUAAGAACAGUUGGCUGUGUUUUGGCUCCAUGCUCCUCAGGCAACUGUUUAUAAGUAAAAUUUUCAAUUCCCCUCCAUUUCUCCCCUCUGCUAAAUCAAGUAAGUCCAAAAGAGGCAGUUUAGUCCUUCCCAAGGAUGAAGCAGUAAAAAAGUAAAUAGAGGUAACUAACUCUCCCCUGACCUCUCCAGUCCAGGUCUCAAAUGUGACUGUCUCUGUGGAUCAUGUUAAACAAGUAGUACAUCUCAACCUGUUUAAGGGAAUCCCUUGGAGAAGAUGGAGGCGUGUGUGCCCUUCUUCACUCUAGCGUAGCUGCUGCCAUAUCUGCCCAGUCCUUCAGAAUGUUUACUGUAGUUCGGGGAGGCAGAAUUUCCAUAAUGCCCUCAUGUCAUCAUGGCUAUAAGUUAUACGGUGUUGGAGAAGAGAAAGUAAUGGCUAAAAUCAGACAUCCAGUAUUGAAGGGAGAAGGCUACCUACAGUUCCCUGAAUGAUAGAAACCAUUUCCUCUAGAACAACCCAUAACUUUCCAAUGAGAUGAUCUCUGCCUCCUCUCUCUUAUUCAGAGACUGGUGUAGAGAUACUAAAGCAGUAAAAGAAAAUAUGGUGUGUAUGGUCCAUUCUUCCUGUCCCAGGAUGAACAUCCUUCUAUAAAGACACAGUUGUCAUUUAAUUUACUCCUUCAGCAAAGACUUAAGGCUUCUGGGAAGCAUGUAGACUUUUAUUUAUGAUUAAAUUAACUGGAAGAACAUUUCAAUCUCUGCAAGACACUGAUUACAAUAUCAAAAAUAACAUUUAAUACAAUUAACUAUCAGAGCAUGCAAACAGUCCUGACUGAUAUCAACUGCACCGACAGUCCCAGAGUUAAUUGUACAUUAUAAAUCUACAGAUCUCUAUUCAGUAAAUCAAUAGUUUUAUUCACAACUUUUAAGCAGAUUUUCAAGGCUAGCUCCUAAAUACUCUGACCACAAGCUUCUUUUGGUUAAAGGAGCAGAGUAUAAAGAAUAAAUGACUCUGCACUCAUUAACUAAUCCUUGUGAGGAGAGAAGGGCAGAGAGUCAAGAAGUGAUGAGUUGGAGGAACAUCACAGCUUGACGUUGACACCAAGAGAAUGCCAUAAUACUUUUUAAAAUGAUAAAAAUUCCUGUAAACAGUUUUUAAAAAUAAAAAAGCAGUUCCUUUCUUCAUCCUAACUUCUGCCACUAACAGAGAAUGCAUGGGAUAGAUAAGUAUCAUGCUUUCCUCAGUCCACGAUCACUGAUGUGUAAAGACCUCAGUACCACAGCUGAAGAACACCCCUAAAGCUAAUGCAAUAUUUAGAUUUACAUCUCAGAUCAGAAUCUGAUUAAUUCAUAGUUAUGUUUAUGGUAAAACACACUUCCAGCUCAUCCUUUUCAGUAAGCAUUUGCCUUUUAAGAGAGUUGCCUUUUGGUAAGGCAAAAAUAGUUACUGAAAAUAGCCUUAUUAUAAUGACAUACUAGUGUGAAGUAAUGUAGCACAGUACAACCUCUGUUAUCCCAACUCCUUUGGAAAGCAGCUACCAAAGAGCUGUUCAGAUAACACAUCAUUUGGAUACAUGAAACUGCAGCAUUUUGUGAGGAAUUAUAUAUGCUAAUGCAGGAUGCAUAAUGUAAAACAAUACCAAGCUUAUCCAUAUACAUAUUAAGUACAGUAAAACUUGAGAAGUAUGUUAUACAAUACCAACAGUUACAAGUUGAUGUAUUCAAUGUAGAAACAGAGAUACAGUAUUUAAUUAAGUAAAUCCUGAAAGGGGAAUAGUUUGUAUAACAAAUACCAACAGUUACAAGUUCACAAAACAAAGUUGCUAAUCGGAUAACUGAUGAUGUACUGUGUCAGUGGUGAAAGGCACUUGGUCUUUGCCCUUUGACGCGUCCUAAGGAGGGGGAACCUUAUUUACCACCAGAAUCUAUAUUGACUUGAUGCAGACGGAGUGGGGGAAAAUUUUUAUUUUGGCUCUGGCUAAAGGAAUCUCUUCCAGUGAAAGCUUCCAUAAAAAGCAGCUUUUAUCUCAGCAAGUCUAUACCUAUUCCACUUCAUUCCAGAAAGGUGCAGUCUCUUUAUGUAAAUAUUCAUUACAUAAUAAACAUUCUUAUUAAUGCAUUAA
Molecule: messenger RNA, 5267 nt
Organism: Alligator mississippiensis (American alligator)
Lineage: Eukaryota; Metazoa; Chordata; Crocodylia; Alligatoridae
Gene: DOLPP1
Product: dolichyldiphosphatase 1
Exons: 8
Coding region: 32-748 (238 amino acids)
Biological process (GO): lipid biosynthetic process; protein N-linked glycosylation
Cellular component (GO): intracellular membrane-bounded organelle; endoplasmic reticulum membrane
Molecular function (GO): dolichyldiphosphatase activity
Source: RefSeq, a predicted model, not a curated record